Dromaius novaehollandiae (emu) is the source of this 3833-nucleotide messenger RNA. It is a transcript of the gene HDC, whose product is annotated as histidine decarboxylase. The coding region runs from base 645 to 2645 and encodes 666 amino acids. Gene Ontology annotation, molecular function: histidine decarboxylase activity; pyridoxal phosphate binding. The record is from RefSeq and is a predicted model, not a curated record. Gene Ontology annotation, cellular component: cytoplasm. NCBI's taxonomy places the organism in Eukaryota, Metazoa, Chordata, Aves, Casuariiformes, Dromaiidae. Gene Ontology annotation, biological process: histamine biosynthetic process; L-histidine catabolic process. The transcript is spliced from 12 exons.
AGCUCUGGAAUUAGCAAUAGUUGUGGUGCCUUUCCUUCGGCAGCAAGGGACUGAGUGCAUAAGGGUUGAAGAAGUGUGGGGAUGCAGAAGCUCGAUUCUGGAAAAAAUCAGUCCUAAUUUUUUUUUUUUUUUUUAAAGUCCUCAUCAUCUUAGAACUGCAGCAUCAGAGUUUUUACUUGUUGGUGCCUGCAUUGUAUUAACUGCUGCUUAGGCUGUUUUCAGUGAACAAGAAUAAGAUGGCUGCUUUUAUUUGUUUUUGGAAACUUUGAGUUUUUCUCUCUCACAAGUCUGAUGUUAAUGUUUCUGAUAUUCAUGACGUGUUGAUUACCAUGAAGCUCCUGAAAGGUUGUUCUAAAAUGGGAAAGGGCUAGUGCAGAGGCAGCUUUUCUCAGAGAUACUGCCUUACACAUCAAAAGAGCACAGAUCAGAACAUACAAGAGACUGUAAAAGCCCUCAGUUGGGAGGAGUUAGAUAAACGCUCACCAAUAACCUGCCUACGUUAAACCUUUUCCAGAAUGCGUGAGUCCAAGAGAUAAAGAGAGCUAUAAAGGCUGAGCAUCUAGCAGGGCACCAGAUGGUACUGUCCACAGCUUGCUGAACAGUCCUGGCCCAGGUUCGAAGAGCUGCUUUUAGAAGAAAUUGGUAUGGAGCCGGAAGAGUAUAGACGGAGAGGUAAAGAGAUGGUGGAUUACAUUUGCCAGUACCUGAGCAGUGUGAGAGAGAGACGGGUGACUCCUGAUGUGCAGCCAGGUUACAUGAGAGCUCAGUUGCCGGAUUCUGCCCCAAUGGACCCAGACAGCUGGGACAACAUCUUUGGAGACAUAGAGAAGAUUAUUAUGCCUGGGGUAGUCCAUUGGCAGAGCCCUCAUAUGCACGCCUACUUUCCAGCUCUUACUUCUUGGCCUUCACUCCUGGGAGAUAUGUUGGCUGAUGCAAUUAACUGCUUGGGAUUCACAUGGGCCUCCAGUCCAGCCUGUACAGAACUGGAAAUGAAUGUGAUGGAUUGGCUGGCUAAAAUGCUGGGUCUUCCAGAUAAAUUCCUGCACCACCAUCCCAACAGUGUUGGAGGAGGAGUAUUACAGAGCACUGUGAGUGAAGCAACCUUGGUUGCACUGCUAGCAGCAAGGAAAAACAAAAUUUUGGAAAUGAAAGUUUCUGAGCCAGACACUGAUGAGUCCUCACUCAACUCUCGUCUCAUCGCUUACACGUCUGAUCAAGCGCAUUCUUCUGUAGAAAAGGCUGGCUUGAUUUCUCUUGUGAAGAUGAAAUUUCUGCCUGUGGAUGAGAACUUUUCCCUCAGAGGUGAAACUUUGAUGAAAGCCAUUGAAGAAGACAGAAACAGAGGCCUAGUGCCUGUUUUUGUUUGUGCAACUUUGGGUACAACUGGUGUCUGUGCUUUUGACAACCUCUCAGAACUGGGUCCAAUUUGUGAUGCUGAGGGACUCUGGCUUCAUAUUGAUGCUGCAUAUGCAGGAACAGCAUUUGUAUGUCCUGAAUUUCGAUUGUUCUUGGAUGGAAUUGAAUAUGCAGAUUCCUUUGCUUUUAAUCCUUCUAAAUGGAUGAUGGUUCAUUUUGACUGCACUGGAUUUUGGGUUAAAGAUAAAUACAAGUUACAGCAAACCUUCAGUGUUAACCCUGUCUACCUCAGGCAUCCCAAUUCAGGAGCUGCUGUAGAUUUCAUGCACUGGCAAAUUCCACUAAGUCGUCGAUUUCGUUCUUUGAAGCUAUGGUUUGUGAUUCGUUCAUUCGGGGUGAAAAAGCUUCAAGCUCAUGUCCGGCAUGGUACCGAAACAGCCAAAUUCUUUGAAUCGUUGGUUAAAAGUGAUCCGCUCUUUGAAAUUCCUGCCAAGAGACACCUUGGACUGGUUGUGUUUCGUUUAAAGGGUCCCAACUGGCUGACAGAAGAGCUCCUAAAAGAAGUGAGCAGUUCUGGCAGGCUUUUCCUUAUUCCAGCAACUAUUCACGACAAGUUCAUCAUUCGUUUUACUGUAACAUCUCAGUACACAACCAGGGAAGAUAUUCUGCAAGACUGGAACAUCAUUCAACACACUGCAGCCCAAAUCGUUAGCCGGCAUUAUGCGUUGCCCCGCGUCAAUUCCGGUGAUGGGGCAAGAAUCCCUAAUAUGAUAGUUAAGCCUAGUUCUAAUACCAUUAGUAAUGCUUCUCAGUUUUAUUUAGAUGAAGGAGAAUACAAAACACCUUCCAGAAAAAUAGUAGUUCAGCCUAAGAAGUUAGCAGCGAGUCCCAGUACAUGUGUGAUUAACCAACAAGUGGAAGGUCAAGGGGAUCCUCUAGAUGACUGUUUUCCAGAAGAUGUCCAAGAUGUUACCAGACAUAAGUUAACCUCUUUCUUAUUCAGUUAUUUAUCUGUUCAAGGCAAGAAAAAGACAGCACGCUCCCUUAGCUGCAAUAGCGUGCCAAUGACUGGUGGUCUCGAGCAAUGUAACCCCAAAGCAGGAGCCACUGACAAGAAAGAGUCUCAUACAAAUGCCAAAAUUCUUUCUAGGCUGCCUGAAGAGGUGAUGAUGCUCAAAAAAAGUGCCUUCAAAAAACUGAUCAAGUUUUACAGUGUUCCAAGUUUUCCAGAGUGUAGCAUUCAGUGUGGCCUUCAUCUGCCUUGCUGUCCUCUGCAAGCCAUUGUUUAACAAGUGAAAGAGAUUGGUCCUUAAGGCCUCCCCAGGUAGCAAAGAACCAAAGUUUGCUUACCCAUAUGCAAUACUACCUGUUAUUUUGUUCAAUAUGUAAACAGUGGCAACGACCACUGAGAAAAUUCCUGUGCUUCUACUGAUGCAAAACCUUGUGUAUUUAUAAAUUAAAACAUCAAAUAAAUCUUGUAAGCAUGUAAUAUGAAACUCUGGUUUGUAGACUGUAGAAAAGAAAAUGCCAAUUUUUGCCUUAUCAGCCUUGCAAUACACUAAUGGACCAUUCACAGCUGGUAGGCUGGAAUCAUUUUAACAAAGUAUGCUGGUCUCAAUAGGGUGUAAACAAUUUAGCUCACUAUUUACACCACCGAUUUUUUUAAUACCUUGACCUAAACUUUCCAAAGACUGCUGUAGGGACCUGUGGGUACAUACAAUGCCAACAUCACUUGUAAACUGUGCAAAAAGGAAGAUGUAACCUUUCUAAGAGGUUUUGCCAUGCAAGGGCAGUUUUAAACUCUCUGAAUUUAAAACCACAGCAGCCCUGCCUUCCUGUCCAUGUUAAUCAGUUACAGUGCACAGGAGGCUUUGUGCAACUCUGUACCAGGAAGAUUUGCCAUUGCUGAGCACCUGUGGCUUUUGUCAGCAUUAUCUAAGGCCUGUAAAUCACAAGUGCAUGGGGGAAGAGAACAGGAAUGAUUUAACCCUUUCCCAUAACAGAAGAACUAGCAACAUUAAACUAACAGGUAGCAGGACAGACAAAAGGAGGGGGGGGUCUUCAUGUAACAAACAAACUCAUUGCUACAAGAGGGCAAUGAUUUACAUAUUUUUCAAAAAUAAUUCAAAACAUUAAUUGGAGAAAAAGCCACUGAGGGCAAUUUUAAAUUCAGAAAGUCUACUGUUGAGUCAGGAAGCAUAAAGACUGGUGAGGAACUAUUCUGGGGAAGCAUUGCUGGAUGCUUGCUCUCUUCUUCAUAGUCAUUGCCAGACAGCUGCAAUAAGCCCUUGUUAAGGCAGAGUGCUGGGCCAGUAUAGCUGUUCUGAAGUUAUAUAAGCAAUGAAUUUGGUCAAGCAGACCAAUUUCCAUACUGUUACACAACAUCAGCUAAACCCACAGUGGGGUUUACUGAGGCAUGUGUUACAAGCAGCAGUAAAAUUUGGCCUGCCAACUCUUCCUAGUGAGUAUUUAAUUUA